CUGACCCCCCCCGGAGCCCGAUGCGGCUCCGGCCGGGCGAGCGGCCACGGGAGCGCCCAGCAGCGGGGCCCCCCCCCCGGCACCGGGGGGUCCAGAGACGGGGGGGGUGGGGGGGGCCGAGGAGCAGAGCCCCCCCCCCAUUGCCACCUCCUCCCGCCCCCCCUUUUCGCUUUUAUUUACCGACAGCGGCGGGGCACCCCCCUCUUUAAACCGGGGGGGGGGCGGAGGAGGUGGGGACCCCCCCUCGUUGCCGGGUCCCCCCGCUUCCAGCCCUCACGGGGGGGCAGCGGCUGAGCCCCGGCCCCCCCCCCCCCCCUCCAGGCUCCGCUCCCCCCAAACUUUGCCUUCGGAUGCGGGGACUCCGCCGAGCUGCUCCUGAUUAAUUGCAUCUGCCUCGGAUUAAUUAUUCACCCUCCUGCUGCUUUUAUUUUUUUUUUUUCCUGUUAUCGUCGUUUUUUAUUAUUUUUUAUUUUUAUUUUUUUUUCCUCUUUCAUUCCGAUUUUUUUUUUUGGGGGGAAAAAGGCGCUUGGAGACGAUAUCAAGAUUUUUUAUUAUUAUUAUUGUGCAGGGAGAGAGGUGGGGGGGGCCGGCGACUUGCUAGCCCUGCAGCAUCAUCCUUCAUCGGCGCAGCUUUUAUUCUAUUAUUUUAUUUUUUUUAUUCCUUAGGGGGGGGGGGGCACACGUGCUCUUCUCCCCCCCUGGAUCCCGAGGAGGAGGAAGAGGAGGAGGAGGAGGAAGAGGAGGAGGGGGGGGGACCCACCCGGCUCGGCGCGCCCCCGCUCGCCCUGCAGGCACCGGGGGGGUUGCGGCAGGAUUGGGGUGCUGUGCCCUGGGAGCUGGGGGGGCACCGAGCCCCCCUAACCCAAAACUGGUGUCCCCCCCCCCAAAUUCCCCCGUUGGCUGCUGCCGCCGGCUCGCACGUGGUUGGAUUUAGGGGAUUUCUGCGGGUAUCUAUAUAUUAUUAUUUUUUUGGUGCCUGGCUUGGAUUUUUAUUUUAUUUCACAUUUUUUUUUGCCACGGGGGGGUGGGGUGGGCUCGGGGCCUGGCUGCUCCUGCCGCUGCCCCCCCCUUCCCACCCCCCCCUAACCCCACAUUUCGCUAUGGGGUCCCCAAAGAAGAUGCCCCCGGGGCUGGCCGCCCUGCUCUGCUGCCUGCUGCUCCCCGCCCACGCCAAGGGUCCAGCCCCCAGCCCUGAGCCCGCCGAGCCCCCCGGCGCCGUGAUGCUGCCGGUGAGCUACCGCCUGUCCAACACCCGCCUGGCUUUCUUCCUCAAGGAGGUGGGGGCCAGCCCCCCGGGCAACGGCAGCGCCCCGCUGCAGCGCUCCGAGCCCUUCGUCGUCUUCCAGACCAAGGAGCUGCCGGUGCUCAACGUCACCCUGGGACCCUUCAGCACGGGGUUGGUGCUGCCCAAAGAGCACCUGCAGCCCUCCAGCACCCUGGAGGUCCCCGACCGCCUGACGGUCAACUGGAAAGUGCGCGCCUUCAUCAUCCAGCCCCGCCUGGUGGCCAGCCAGCCCGUGGUCCAAGUGCUCUUCUACGUGGCCGGCCGGGAUUGGGACGACUUCGACGUGACCGACCGGCUGCCCUGCGUGCGGCUCCACGCUUUCCGUGACGCCCGCGAGAUCAAGAGCUCGUGCCGGCUGCGGGGCAGCCUGGCCACCUGCCUGGUGCAGGCGGAGCUGCCCCGUGCCUGGUUCGGCCCCGGUGCCGUGCCCCUGGGCAGGAGGAAGAGCCCCGAGAGCGUGGAGGUGCCGGGGGAGAGCCAGCAAGCUGAGCUCUACUACACCCUGCACGCCCCCGACGGGGCCGGCCAGUGCCUUGGGGACACCUUAUCGGCAUCGUCCCCUCGCCGGGGGGGUGCCGGGGGGGCCAGGACCGAGGGUCCCACGCAGCACCCGCUGCUGCGCAUCGGCAGCGUCAGCCUCCUGCAGGCGCCCCCCGCGCAGCCCAUGCAGGAGCACCGGCUGGAUGGCAACGUCUUCAUCCGGCUGCCCGACAAGCCGCUGAAGCCCGGCGAGGUGCUGAGCAUCCUCCUCUACCUGAUGGCCAACUCCACGGUGGAGCAUUUCACCCUCAGGGUGAAGGCCAAGAAAGGGGUCAACCUGCUCAGCACCAAGUCGAGGAGCGUGCAGUGGCUGGUGAGCUCGGAGCUGCUGACGGGCGGCAAGCACUCCACCGCCACCGUCGACGUGGCCAGGGCGGAGGGCGCUGGGCCCAGGGAUGGGGAAACCUCCUCUGAGGUCAUGCAGCUGGAUUUCGAGAUGGAGAACUUCACCAGCCAGUCGGUGACGCGCCGCAUCAUGUGGCACAUCGACUACUGGGGCCGCAACCCCCCGCCCGACCUGGAGAAGGUGGUGACGGAGCUGACGGUCAUCCAGAGGGACAUUCGGGCCAUCGUGCCCCUGGCCAUGGACACGGAGAUCAUCAACACGGCCAUCCUGACGGGCCGCACCGUGGCCAUCCCCGUCAAGGUCAUCGCCAUCGAGCUGAGCGGCAUCAUCGUGGACGUCUCGGCCAUGGUGGAGUGCAAGUCCAACAAUGAAGACAUCAUCAAGGUCUCCAGCAGCUGUGACUACGUCUUCGUCAGCGGGAAGGAGUCGCGGGGCUCCAUGAGCGCCCGGGUCACCUUCACCUACGAGCACCUCUCGGCCCCGCUGGAGAUGACGGUGUGGGUGCCCAAGCUGCCGCUGCACAUCGAGCUCUCGGACACCCGGCUGAGCCAAGUGAAGGGCUGGAGGGUGCCCAUCCUGCCGGACAGGAGGUCGGUGCGGGACAGCGAGCACGAGGAGGACGAGGAGGAGAGGAAGCAGAGCCGGGGCUGUGCCCUGCAGUACCAGCACGCCACGCUGCAGGUCUUCACCCAGUUCCACACCACGGCGGCGGAGGGCACGGGGCAGGUGGUCACCAUGCUGGGGCCCGACUGGCUGGUGGAGGUGACCGACCUGGUCAGUGACUUCAUGCGCGUGGAUGACCCACGGGUGGCCCACCUGGUGGACAGCUUCACGCUGGCGGGGAGGGAGCCGGGCACCACGCUCUUCAAGGUGGUGUCCCCGCUGGUGGAGGCGGUGCUGGGCGAGACGCUGGUGACGGUGGCGGAGGAGAAGGUCAGCAUCACGGACCUGAAGGCCCAGGUGGUCUCCAGCCUCUUGCUGUCCCUGCACCCCAGCCCUGGUAACAGCCACACCAUCAUCGCCCGGACGGCCGCCCAGCAGACCCUCAGCUUCUUCAAGCAGGAAGCGCUCCUGAGCCUGUGGAUUUCCUACAGCGACGGCACCACGGCCCCGCUCUCCCUCUACGACCCCAAGGACUACAACCUGGUGGUGAGCAGCCUGGACGAGAAGGUGGUCUCGGUGACCCAGGACCGGGCUUUCCCCUUGGUGGUGGCGGAGAGCGAGGGCUCCGGGGAGCUGCUGCGGGCCGAGCUGGUCAUCUGCGAGAGCUGCCAGAAGACCAAGCGCAAGAGCGUGCUCUUCACGGCCCUGGCCAGCGUGCGGGUCCAUUUCGGCUCCGAGGAGGACCCGACCUACGACUACGACCACGUCCCCAGCAAGCCGGGGCUGGCGGAGCCGGGGGCGAGCACCACCCUGCGGGCAGAGGUGGAGAGGAAAGCGGAGCCGAGCGAGGACAGUCGGAUGUCCAGCGCGUCUCACCCCACCGAGGACUUCCCCACCAUCCCCACCGGCUUCGUGCAGGUGACCAGGGGGCUGACGGACCUGGAGAUAGGCAUGUACGCCCUGCUGGGCGUCUUCUGUUUGGCCAUCUUGGUCUUCCUCAUCAACUGCAUUGUCUUUGUGCUGAAAUACCGGCACAAACGCAUCCCGCCCGAAGGCCAGACCAACAUGGACCAUUCCCACCACUGGGUCUUCUUGGGCAACGGGCAGCCCUUGCGGGCUCACAAUGACCUCUCCCCCCAGCCCGAGAGCCCCGGGAACCCCUUGGAAAACGUCCAGACCUGCUGCCACGCGGACCACCACAGCAGCGGGAGCUCGCAGACCAGCGUGCAGAGCCAGGUCCACGGCCGCGGGGACGGUUCCUCGGGGGGCUCCACGCGGGACCAGAGCGAGGACCCCCUCAACUCGCCCACCUCCAAGCGGAAGCGGGUGAAGUUCACCACCUUCGCCACGCUGCCCACCGACGAGCUGGCCUACAACUCCAUCCCCAUCGCCGAUGAGGAGGACUUGGAGUGGGUCUGCCAGGACAUGGGGCUGCAAGACCCCGAAGAGCUUCACAACUACAUCCGCAGAAUCAAAGAGAUCGCUUAACGCAGGGGCAGAGGGGACGGGGCGGGAGGGAGGGGGCUGCCACGCCGUGCCACGCCACGCCACGUCACGCCACGCCACGCCGGCCGCUUCCCGGGGCCGGAGACCCAACUCGGGCUCUCUGGCGUGUUCCCGUUCGCACAUCUCACAUCCUCCUCACCCCGUCCGGAGGCACCCCCGGGGGCCUUUUUCUUUUCUUGCCCUUUCCCGGCUGGUUGUCCCCAGGGGAGGCAAGGAGCACACGCACAGCCACCGAGCCUGCUGGUGAGCGGGGAGGGGGGCACGAGGGAGGCGAGCUGGGGGUUGGAGAUGGGUGAGGUCAAAACCUGAGCACGUGCGCGAUGGCAAACAGGGCAGGACGAUGCUGCGGGUCCUGUGGGGCAGAGGAUGGAAGAGUGGAGAUAUCCCGGCCCCCUCCCAGGAGCUGAGGAGGCAGGUGGCGGGUGGGGGUCCCCAAAGGCACCCCCACCAUACCCGGGGGGUCGCACAACCCCCUUUGCUGCACCUGGUUGCACAAUUUCAGAGGUGAGUGCUGGUACAAGGAUUCACCGUCCUAUGGCUGUUGGGGUGUGGGGUGCACAGCCUGCCCCCCCCCACCCCGAGCCCGCUGUCUGCUCCAUGUGGGAUGGUGACAUUAAUGUUUGGCAUCCCUCGGGGACCACGUGCCUCUGCCCCAGGGCUGCUGGUUUCUGGCCUCCCAACACUGGGAUGUGGUUGGGAGACGCUGCAGGGGCUUCCCACCACCCACCUCGGUGCCAGCCCGGUGGGGACACCAUGCCCAGUCCCAGCCCAGUUCCCCCAGUCCCAGCCCAGCAGGGAUGCCCGCAGCCAGGCUCAGCCUCCGUGGUGCCUUCUGACUGCCAUAACCUCCCCCGUCACCCCAUCCCCAGCCCCAAAGGCACCCCCAUCAUGGAGCAUCCUCAGCCAGGCUGACCCCGUGGGGACCACCGGGUACCAGGGCCGGUGGGUUGGGGGUCCCGAGCAUCAUCUGGUGGAGGGGGCAGGUGGCGGCUGGCAGCGGAUUAUUUCUGGAUCGGAAGUUACCCACCACUGUGUCUAUUUUUUUUUCUUAAAUAAAAGACUAGAAAAAGAAAAAAAAAAAA
Anas platyrhynchos (mallard) is the source of this 5362-nucleotide messenger RNA. It is a transcript of the gene TMEM132E, whose product is annotated as transmembrane protein 132E. NCBI's taxonomy places the organism in Eukaryota, Metazoa, Chordata, Aves, Anseriformes, Anatidae. The record is from RefSeq and is a predicted model, not a curated record.